Phaedon cochleariae (mustard beetle) is the source of this 3564-nucleotide messenger RNA. The record is from the annotation of a GenBank genome assembly. Lineage: Eukaryota; Metazoa; Arthropoda; Insecta; Coleoptera; Chrysomelidae.
UUACAUGGUGGACUUUCAAGGGCAACGUAUUCAUCCUUAAACGUCAACAUUUCUGUUAGGAUUUAGAGGUGUCGGUGUCGAUAUUUUAGGACUUUUUCUCAAUAAAUUAGAAAACUCCUUAAUAAAUAUUAAUUAGAAUGUUCGAUACCAUAAGGAGUACGGCCAGUUUCAAAAUGUCUGUAGUAUUAUUUCUGUUGGUUACCUGUUUACUUUAUAAUCCUACAGAUAGUGGGGCAGUCCACCUCACUCAACAAAAUGUAGACAUGACCCUAGCUUCUAAUGAAUUAGUUUUCAUAAAUUUCUAUGCUGAUUGGUGUAGAUUCAGUAAUCUGCUGAUGCCUAUUUUUGAUGAAGCUGCUGAAGCUGUAGCCAAAGAAUUUCCUGAAGCUGGCAGGGUUGUUAUGGCCAAAGUUGACUGUGAUAAGGAAAGUUCUAUAUCAAGUAGGUUCCAUAUAACCAAGUAUCCCACAUUGAAGGUAGUGAGAAAUGGACAACCUGCUAAGAGGGAAUACCGUGGGCAAAGGUCUGUAGAAGCUUUUACAAGUUUCAUUAAAAAACAGUUGGAGGAUCCCACUAAGGAGUUCAAGGAGUUGAGAGAGUUGGGAGAGCUGGAAUCCAACAAGAGAAUCAUUAUAGGUUAUUUCGACAGACGCGAUCAACCGGAAUACAGCACCUUCCGACGAGUCGCCACCAAUCUAAAGGACGACUGUCAAUUCCACGUGGGCUUCGAUGAGGCCGCACGUCAAAUGCACCCCCCUGGUCAACCUAUCGUCGUCUUCAGACCAGACAAAGACCGCUCCAAUGACAUGGAUGAAACUUACCCUGGCAGCCUCAACAAUUUCGACGAGCUGCACGUGUGGGUAUCAGAGAAAUGCGUUCCUCUAGUCAGAGAGAUCACUUUCGAAAACGCAGAAGAACUCACCGAAGAGGGUUUGCCCUUCUUGAUAUUGUUCCAUGCGCCGGAAGACACGGAGAGUAUCAAAAGAUACAACAAACUGGUGCAGACCGAUUUGUUGUCGGAAAAGCAAACCAUCAAUUUUUUGACGGCCGACGGCAAAAAAUUCGCCCAUCCGCUGCACCAUCUCGGCAAGAGCGACAAAGACUUGCCGCUGAUCGCCAUCGACAGUUUCCGGCACAUGUAUCUCUUCCCGGACUACAAGGACAUCGAAACGCCCGGAAAACUGAAGCAAUUCAUUCAGGAUUUGUAUUCCGGGAAGUUGCACCGCGAGUUUCACUACGGGCCCGAUUCUGAUAGUGAAACGGAGAAAAUUGGGCAGACAACUCCGCCGGAGAGUACUUUUAAGAAGUUGGCACCAUCGAAAAAUCGGUAUACUUUGUUGGGGAAGGACGAGUUGUAAGGGUGUGGGUGUGUUGUUUUGUGUUUUCUUUUUUUGGAAAAGUGGGAAAGAUUGUGGGUUUCCAUGAAAUGAGACUUUUUUAAGAACAAUUACCUCAACAGCUACUACUGCUUACCUUAGGAAAGUUAACCACAUUAUAUUAACGCAAAAAAUUACCAACAAAAGAAUGACUAGGAAACAAGCUUGCAAAAAAAUUGUCGCUGGGAACUUACAGCGUAAUAACUUAUUAAUUUUAUCACUGUGUAUAAAUUUACCUGAAAAGAACACAGAAAUCCUGUCAGCUGUAAGACAUUACAGGUGAUCGUAACAAACUUGCAGCCGGAAAAUAAUUACUUUUGCCUCGAAAAUCAGUGAAACCAGCACAAAAAAGUCUACAUCUGGCAUAUGAACCUCUUCCCGGACUACAAGGACAACGAGAAGCCCGUAAAACUGUACCCACCAAGCAAAUUUGGAAGCUAUGUUGAUGCAAGGUUGUAGCAAUUAUUGAAACUGACGUUCAGCAAUAUUGCAAGUGUAAAUUUGUAAAUGUAACGUUCCAGCAAUGUCACAGAGACAUGUAAUAUUGCUGCAACGUUACAUUACCAAACUUCACCUUUGCAAUAUUGCUGAACGUCUGUUUCAGUAAUUUCUUAAACAUUGCAUCAACAUAGCUUUCAACUUUGCUUAGUGGAUGGCAGUUCAUCCAGGCUUUGUAUUCCGGGAAGUUGCAUCGGGAGUUUCACUACGGGCCGAUUCUGAUAGUGAAACGGAGAAAAAUGGACAGACAGCUCCGCCGGAGAGUACUUUUUAGGAGUUAGCCUCGAAAAUUAGUGAAUCUAGCUCAAAAAAAAACUGACGUUCAGCAAUAUUGAAAAUGUGAGUUUGUAAAUGUAAUGUUCCAGCAAUGUCACAGUGAAUUGUAAUAUUGCUGCAACGUUACAUUACCAAACUUCACGUUUGCAAUAUUGCUGAACGUCCGUUUCAGUAAUUUGCUUGAACAUUGCAUCAACAUAGCUUUCAACUUUGCUUAGUGGGUGGCAGUUUAUCCAGGCUUUGUAUUCCGGGAAGUUGCACCGGGAGUUUCACUACGGGCCCGAUUCUGAUAGUGAAACGGAGAAAAAUGGACAGACAGCUCCGCCGGAGAGUACUUUUUAGGAGUUAGCCUCGAAAAUUAGUGAAUCUAGCUCAAAUAAAGUCUACAUCUGGCAUAUGAACCUCUUCCCGGAUUACAAGGACAUCGAGAGCCCGGAAAACUGUACCCACUAAGCAAAUUUGGAAGCUUUGUUUAUGCAAGGUUGCAGCAAUUAUUGGAACUGACGUUCAGCAAUAUUGCAAAUGUAAAUUUGUAAAUGUAACGUUCCAGCAAUGUCACAGUGACAUGUAAUAUUGCUGCAACGUUACAUUACCAAACUUCACCAUUGCAAUAUUGCUGAACCUCCGUUUCAGUAAAUUGCUUAAACAUUGCAUUAACAUAGCUUUCAACUUUGCUUAGUGGGUGGCAGUUCAUCCAGGCUUUGUAUUCCGGGAAGUUGCACCGGGAGUUUCACUACGGGCCCGAUUCUGAUAGUGAAACGGAGAAAAAUGGACAGACAACUCCGCCGGAGAGUACUUUUUAGGAGUUAGAGCUCCUCGAAAAAUCGGUAUACUUUGUUUUGUAACUGUUUUUUUUUUUUCAAAGGACUGUGUAUCCAUGAAAUGAGAAUUUUUUCUCACGUUUUGGCAGAAAUUACCUCGGAAAUAUAAUUUCCGUCAACUAGAAGAACAGAUUUACCACGAAAAUAUGACACAUUGCGGCGGCAUCGUUUGCCUCAGAAAUUGUUUCGUGGAGGAAUAAUUACCACGUGAAUUUACCACUGUGAAUAAAUUUACCACCAAAAAUCUAAUAAUUGUUGAAUAAUUGGUGUCAUUAUAAGCUUUAGACCCGAAUGACGAAAGAUAUUUCCGGUUUUCUCUCGGUUUUUUCCUAUAUUACCAUUAUUUUUUCGUGGUAAUUCUUUUCGCGGUAAUUUUUUCCUAUCAUGUUGGGAUAUAACGGGUUUGGAUAUAAGUUUAAAUUGUUUUCCUCCAGAGUCAAUAAACCUUGCAUCACAUUUUGAUUUCUUGUUAGUCUUUCUGAAAAUUCAGAGUAUCUCAUUUCAUGGAUCCCCACCUAGGAAAUGCGAGAUAUUAGCUUAUUCCUGAUUAUUUUAUAUUUGCUCUGAUAUUUUCAAUAAUCGCAGACCAUUUU